This is a messenger RNA of Lycium ferocissimum, 1183 nucleotides long. RefSeq lists its product as uncharacterized. NCBI's taxonomy places the organism in Eukaryota, Viridiplantae, Streptophyta, Magnoliopsida, Solanales, Solanaceae. The coding region runs from base 56 to 745 and encodes 229 amino acids. The record is from RefSeq and is a predicted model, not a curated record. The transcript is spliced from 6 exons.
GACAGAGGGAGUAUAUAUAAUCUUGAUGGUGAGUAAUUGAGGGAAUAUAUCGAAGAUGAAUAUUGUAGCAUCUCUUGUAGAGCCAUUGCAAGUACCAUAUUGCUGUACAAAAUCCCUAAACAGGAAGAACAACCCAAAAUGUGUUGCUACUGGUGUUGAUUCUCUUGUAAUUGAAACAAAUCAAAGCCAACAAACUUCAACUUCAUCAGUUGCAGCUCGUCGACGACUGAUAUUGCUUCGACACGCAAAGAGUUCAUGGGACAAUCGCUCUAUUCGGGAUCAUGAUCGUCCUUUGAGUAAGGCUGGACAACUUGAUGCUAUCAAGGUCUCGCAAAACCUCCUAAAACUGGGCUGGAUUCCACAACUUAUUUUAUCAAGUGAUGCACUGCGAACACGGGAAACACUGAAAAUAAUGCAGGAACAAGUCCAAGCCUUUUUGGAAGCUGAAGUACAUUUUAUUUCAAGCUUUUAUUCUGUUGCAGCAAUGGAUGGGCAGACGGCUGAGCAUCUACGAGAAGCAAUUUGUAAAUACUCGAGGGAUGAGAUCUUGACAGUCAUGUGUAUGGGACAUAAUAGAGGAUGGGAAGAGGCAGCCUCAAUGUUUUCAGGUGUUACUGUAGAACUAAAGACUUGUAAUGCUGCUUUGCUUAAGGCCACUGGGAAGUCGUGGGAAGAGGCAUUUUCUCUGGCUGGACCUGGUGGGUGGAAACUUCAAGGGCUUGUGAAGCCAGACACGGAUGUUUAGACUUAUCUAGUUAAAGGAAUAUAUAAUCAACAAUUUGAGUGACCAGCAGCCCAGAAAAUGCAGAGGAUUGAAGCAAACCAAAUUACAAUUUUUCGGUUGCUUGUUGCAAAGAUUAUUCAGGUAUCUUACCACCACCACCACCACCACCACACAGGCCUUGCAUGCUCGAGGGAUAAGAUUAAUAUUUGCUAAGUGUCACAUGGAGCUUCACUUACGGUCGGACAAAUCAUUGAGAUGUAAUUAUCUUUGUAUUUUCACUCAAAAGAAUAGAGGCUCAUGCCAACAAUCUCAUGUGUAGAAUAACUUGUUGGAUAAUAGGAGCCAGUGGGGCAGCUUGUUUUGCUAGAUUUAUACUCAUGUAACCAUCUAUGUAGCGGAACAACAAAUGUGUAAAUUUGAAUUUGGCCAAAAGUCUAUUAAUCUAAGACCUUUGUUGGA